Molecule: messenger RNA, 1008 nt
Organism: Phytomonas sp. EM1
Lineage: Eukaryota; Euglenozoa; Kinetoplastea; Trypanosomatida; Trypanosomatidae
Source: the annotation of a GenBank genome assembly
AUGUUUCUUUUCGUGAUCUUGAUACUGUUUUUAGCCGUCGCGAUCGCAGUUACACCAGCUUUCCACGCCUUUACAUAUAAGUUGAAUAAAUACAAGGACAGCCUGAAGUACUUGAUAUGGAACAAAGACAUCCCGCACGAGUCUCACCGGAGUAACUUCAUCCGCGCAGGUACGAUGCGUCCAGAGAACAAUGGCACGCAAAAGAUUCGGAUCCUGUUCAUUCGUCACGGCCAGUCCGUUUGGAACUCCGUUUACAGCGAGAUGACCAUAUGCUUACCCAUUCGCAUAGUGCGUGCCCUCAUCCUCGAGGCAAAGUACUUCUUCACCAGGCCGCUCGAUUCGCAGUUCAUUGACACGCCUCUGAGCGCUAAAGGAAUUAAGCAGGCUAAGGAUCUCGCGAAUUUCGUGCGAGGGGCAGAAGGAAAGAUCACGUGCGAUACCACCACCUCCGUGGUACUCUGCAGCAAUCUGCGUCGUACCAUGCAGACCGCACUCAUUGGACUUAGCCCACGUCUCAACUUGACGGGGGAGAAAAUCGUGGUAGACUCUGCAUUGCAGGAAGGAUCUGGUUUUAUUGACACGCAGUCCUUUUCGACCGAAAGUGGGAAAAUCGCACCUUUCACCUUCCCAGGGUUCGAAGACCCUGAGAAGGUGCAAAACAUGUUUGACGCCCACCUAAAUAAAGGAAAUAAGCCUCUCGGAGUCGAUGUGGACGCUCGUACGGAUGAUUUCUUGCUUCACAUUUUUGGUGGCACCAUCGUUCCGGCUGAAGCAGGGGAGCGUGGAGCUAAAGAUCUGAAGGAAAUCAUUGUUUUCGGACACAGCUUAUUCUUCCUUCAAUUUUUCCGCCGCUUCCUGCCACGCAGCUCUUCGCAUAUUGCCAAAAAAUGUACGAUGGAAAAUUGUGCAGUCGUAGCAUUUGAUUUAAUCCGUAACGUGUCAUCAGGUGAAGUAGUUAUUGAUGAAAAUUCUAUUAAUCCGCUUUAUAAGGGGUUCAUUAAAGCAUAG